This is a messenger RNA of Acyrthosiphon pisum (pea aphid), 426 nucleotides long. RefSeq lists its product as uncharacterized. Lineage: Eukaryota; Metazoa; Arthropoda; Insecta; Hemiptera; Aphididae. The transcript has 3 exons. The record is from RefSeq and is a predicted model, not a curated record. The coding region runs from base 1 to 390 and encodes 129 amino acids.
AUGUACUUAAAUUAUAUUAUAUACAACAUACAACAAGUGUCUACUUUUAUAAAUUAUGUUCUGUGUUUAUUAAGGUUCAGAGGGAAAUUAAUUAGUUUCAAUGAAUUUGUAACUGACAAUACCCUAAUUGAAUUAAUUGAUUAUGGCUCUGUUUAUGAAACUAAAUUAGAAAAUCUGUUUGUUCUUCCAUAUUAUUUUAUGUAUGAACCAUUAGCUUUAUCAGUCACAUUCAAAGAUUUUAUACCGAAGAAAACAACAUUUUCUAUAAAACCCCUUCUGUCAGAGAGUAAUCUAUAUGAAGGAGCUGUUCUUGUUGAUAUUAAAUGUAAUGAUAUAAAGUUGGAAAAUUGUGUUAAUGGAAACCAGUUAUUGGAAUCAAGAAAAGAGUAAGUAAUUAACGUUAAUAUAAAUUAAUUUUUUAUGUAU